Messenger RNA from Hibiscus syriacus, 712 nucleotides. RefSeq names its product protein Iojap-related, mitochondrial-like. Lineage: Eukaryota; Viridiplantae; Streptophyta; Magnoliopsida; Malvales; Malvaceae. Gene Ontology annotation, molecular function: ribosomal large subunit binding. The transcript has 5 exons. The record is from RefSeq and is a predicted model, not a curated record. Gene Ontology annotation, biological process: negative regulation of ribosome biogenesis; negative regulation of translation. Bases 70 to 642 code for a protein of 190 amino acids.
AAAGCCUGAAGGCAUUAGCUCGAGGAAGCGGCGAUUGUCAGUUCAAAAAGUUUCAGGAGUUGCAAUCUGAUGUGGGCGACUUUAAGAUCCCGAUAUCUGCACCCAUCUGCAACAUCGUUAUCUUCGUCCUCUCUCAAAAAUGGGUUGUGGAAGCUAGGGUUUUCAGGAUUAAAUCAGUCCUUUUCUUCAUCCACUGCGGAAAGAAUAAGCAAGGAGUUGCUGAGCCUGCAAGAGGUGGAGAAGGUUCUAAGCGACGUCAGAGCAGAUGACGUGUCGGUGGUUCCGGUCGGGAACCAAUGCGAUUGGGCCGAUUUCAUGGUGAUUGCCACCGGGAGGUCCCCGUGGCACGUCAAGAACAUCGCCCAAGCCCUAAUCUACAAGGUUAAGCAGAAGCAAAAAGGAGCUAAGAGGAUGGUAUUACCCAGUGUGCAAGGCCAAGAGACGGGAAAAUGGAUUGUCAUAGACUCUGGUAGAGUGAUAGUUCAUGCUCUGGACGAGAAGGCAAGAGUGUAUUACAAUUUGGAAAAUAUUUGGACUUCAAAGACAGCCCAGAAGGAGCCAAUUGAGGACUUGUCGAAAGCUUUUGUAAAGGUUCGUCGUAUUAAUAAUUCCAAAAAGCCAGCCCAGGGAAGGGAUCAAUAGAUUGAGUUCCUUUGUUUAAUGGGUUUAUGUCACUUGGAUUUUGCACUUCUAGUUUGUUAGUGCACGUUGA